Messenger RNA from Nasonia vitripennis (jewel wasp), 1263 nucleotides. RefSeq names its product tetratricopeptide repeat protein 12-like. Gene Ontology annotation, molecular function: protein binding. NCBI's taxonomy places the organism in Eukaryota, Metazoa, Arthropoda, Insecta, Hymenoptera, Pteromalidae. The record is from RefSeq and is a predicted model, not a curated record. The transcript has 4 exons. Bases 394 to 1197 code for a protein of 267 amino acids.
ACACCGCGCGCGGCCUCUGUGUACUACGCUCACGAGUAUUUUGAAUUCCAUGCAUUUAGACGUAUCGUAAUUAUGUAGACUUUUUUGUCACCGACGUUUUGUUGUCUUCCAUUCUUGUUCCAAUAAUAUUAUCAUGGCUGAUCUAGUAUAUCGUAAAUAGUCUCAUAUGAAUUGAAUGAUGGCUAAUUGAAUACUGCCAUAGUAUUUUGAGCAAAUGAAAACACAUACAAUGAAAGUUAAUUUCGCUGCAGUGUCCUAUAGGGAUUCAUUUAUAUAAGCCAUGCGCGUGUCCAUGGUAAUGAGACUAACAAGUAAGGAAGUGCUUUUAGAAAUCUCGCCAACGCUCCGACGCGACUUUCGCUUUACAAAGUAAUUUUUUUGUAAUUUUUUAAAAUGGAGCAUUGCUUAAAAUCGGACAACUUCGGCUUCAACCCCGACGAAGAGAGCAAAAUCUUGAAUUCGUUUUCAAAUUCCAAGGCGGAUAGAAACGUGACAGAGGAAGAGUUUCAAAAUUUUAUGCAUCGCGUUACUGAAGUCGAAAAAAUUGUAAAACAACUUGCGUCCACCGAUGUCAACGACCAAGAGCGCGGAAUGUUCCUGGCCGACGAAAUUUUACAAAACAACGUCAAAACCGAUGUGUCGGACAUUGGAGAACUAAAAGCUAAAACAAAUCGAACCCUCAUCAACAAAUAUUCUGCCGAGGAGUCGGAUCCGAACAAAAUAUCUCAAGAGGCGUUCAAGCGAAGCGUGGAACGAGACGCAGCGGCUCGCGCGGAGGACCGGAAAGCUCGCAACGAGCGCGCCGAGACGUACAAGCGCAUAGGAAACGGCGCUUUCAAGGAGUCCGACUACGAGAAGGCUGUCACCUACUUCUCCAAGGCCCUGGAGCAGCGUCGAGACUCGGCGGUGCUCUGGAACAACCGGGCCCUCAGCUACAUGAGACUCGGCCUCUUCGAGAAAGCUCUGCUCGACUGCAACUGGGCCCUCAAGGUCAACGAGGCCAACAUCAAAGCUCUGCUCAACAGCGCCAAGUGCCACAAGUCGCUGGGUAACGAGGAGCAGUGCAGAAACUUCAUUCAGCUGGCCAGGGAAAGAAAUCCAAAGUUUCAGAGCUACAUAUCAGAGUUCGAGAGAAACCUUGAGUCCGAGGCGACGCCGCAGUUGACGCGGGAGGCAGCCAAUGACUUGAUCGAUUGAACGAGACAUAUAAUACUUUUUGUAAUAAGCAAAGGUUUAACAUUUAAUAAAUAUUUUUAAACGACA